GCUGUCAGACUAGUCGAAUGAGCAAUGAAAUGAGUAAAGCAGUCGAAAUUUGUAUUCUUGGUGAAGGUGAUAAAGUAUAAAAUUGCUAAACCUAUGUAAUGUUUGUGUUUAUCAAAACAUACCGGCCACCCACCGACCCCCUGCCGCAGUAUGAGUCACUUGAUUGUGUCUUGAAUUUGGGAUUUCAACAUUUUUUGUAAUCUAGCUCGCACCUAGCGGGCAGCUAGUCAAUCAGUACAGCUUUGUCUGUUCUAUUGAUAAGUUCAGUGCCGUAAUAUUUAUAGAGGAGCGUUGUCAAACACCGUUGACCAUCAUGCCGUCACUGCUGUUAGAAGGGGACACACUCGGCGAGAAGCGCCGACACUUCAACAAACUUGUCGCAGACGCAGUCGCUACCAAUCAUUAUGAACUAACGCCAAUCAGUGACACAGACAACGACAUAGACAACCUUCUGAAAAUAGAAAUCGCGUGUAAAGCCAGAAAUGUAGACUACGUCAUCGAAGUAAUGAAAUCCAAAGACAUGCUGUAUGCGGCGACAGCUAUUAAAAAGUCCACGUGGCUAAUCACCGACCCGCAGUACGCAAACAUCAUCAACCCUGAGUACCUACACACACAACUAAAACCUUACAUGACCACCAAAGCAUUUAACAAACUCUUGCUUCACAUUAGACUCAAUCUGAAAGAUGAAACUCGAGUUGAAGCCUUUUAUGAACACUUUAAAAAAGCAAGAAACGCCGACAAAUGGCUGCAGAACUGUUCCAUACCUUUCAUUGAAAAUGCCAUAAGCUUUUGUGUAUCCAUAUGGCUUUUCAAGCGUUUGAUUAAAAAGUCUGCUCAUUUUCUUACAUUUGACACGAUUAUUGAGGGCGGCAGACAUAAGCGACAACCAGCGUAUCUGUCAAUGUUAAAAUCACGAACUGCAGAUGUAUUAGAUAUUUUGGAAGACACGUCAAGAAAAUUAUUUAUUGUUGAAAUGGGGAAAAAAAGAUCGGAAUUUCUAAUGAAAACAUGUCCUCAAAGGGUUUUAGAAAACAUUGAAAUGUACCGCUGUACGAUCGAUAUGUCGAUAGUAGCUAGAUAUAUGAACAAAAACGAAAUAAAGAAAUUUCUUUGCGAAAAAGGAAGUACUAUGGGAUAUUAUCAGGAUUAUAAAAUAUUGAUCAACUUCAUAAAAAAUAUGCGGGAAGAAGAAAGAGUCAACUUCAUUCAGAAAUCGUUCAUCGAUAGAACUGAAACGUUAAUUGAUAAAAAUGAUAUGAGUUUCAUUGAUAGUUCAAUUCGUACUUAUCAAUGGUAUGAGUUUUACCCGUUUGACAUUGCAUUUCCUAAAAUGAGUAACUUAAUACGGAAAGAAAUUUCGCCGUCUGAACGAUGUGCCAUGCUUUCUGUUUUGAUAAGCAGUGCAAAAACCGAUACAAAACACAUGAAGUCGUUGUUAACGUUCGUAGUUGAAAAACACAUGAAUAUUCCUUUCAAAUUCAAAAUAGACUUUGUAAACAAUCUGCUUUCAAACGUUUCUACUCACAAGUUGGAUGAGGCAACUUGGAACAUUUUGGAUCAAAUAUUUCACAGUAUGGACGUAUACACUGAAUCAGAGAACGACGUACAACUGUGCCUGGAAGCUAUAAUUGUGCGCAAAGUUUUGAACGAUGAACCUGUACCAGAAGUCGUCGAGCAAAAGUGCACUUUUAGUUCAUAUAAAAAUGUUAUUAAAACUUUAAGUGAAGAAGAAAAAAGUAAAUUAUUUAAUUAUGUUCUAAAUUGCAUGAUGGCAAAAGCAAAACGCGCAGGGUUUGCUAAUGAACCUGCUUUUCGUGAAACUUUACACGUGAUAGAAAAUGUGCUUACAUUGUUAAAAGAUUUUAAUAAAACACUCAAUGAUUUUCCAUUAGUCAUCGAAAAAAUCCAGGAACUGGUUAAAACAAAGGAAGAGAACAAGUGGACCACAGACAUUUCAUGCUUAUACAAUGUGAAUAAAUCAUGGCGCAAAUACAUGUUUGAGGAGUCGCUGUCACUCUCUUUGUGCGAGGAAACGUGUCUGAACGCUCUGAAGCACAAGCCACAGCUGCUGACGCGUCACGACAAACAAAUACACACGUUGCGAACUAACGACACAGUCUCACUGCGGCGUGUGCUCGCGAAGCUGCGCGUCUACUGGCCGGACUCACUCGCCCGACACUGGGCAGAUGCUUACAUGGAAUGCUUAAAUCAACCAACGGGACAUGCCGCUGUCAUUAAAGGUCUUUUCGUAGUUUUGUCCCGAAAUCAAAUCAUAGACUUUGCAAAAAAAUAUGUACCUGAGAAUUUUAAAAUAAAUUGGGGUCUUACUGACCACACCGACAUUAACAUACGAACAAAUAUCGCUAAAUAUCUACACCUUGCUAGGCCACUCGUUCCUUUGGAUACAAUACUGUGGUAUGCUAAUGGUGAUUACGUACGAUAUGCGAUACAGUCGUAUAUUGAAAUUUGGUCCACUUUGAGUGAAGUUGACAGUCUGAAGAAUUUACCAAAACUAUACCAUGCGCCAGUGAGUCUAUUAAAAUUCGUACUCAAGCAGGCGUUUUUGAAAUUAAAUACUACUGAAGUCAUAAACGUCUUUUGGAAAAUUUGGAAAUCUACUAAGAAUUCAGCAGUCAAAUCAAUUAUUUUUGGUCACACUUCCUACGAAAUGCAGACAUAUUAUGACAAUGAAACAGUUCAAAACGAGUUGUGGAAGUUACUAAACAUGUUUAUAGAUGACUUACUUAUAGAAGAUGGAAGUACAGAAAUUUGUAAAACAUUAACUAAUUUUUAUAGUAUUCCCUAUGAAAAACGACCAGAAUAUUUUAUGAAGAUUUCUCGUUAUUUGAUGUCGCUACCCGACAGUGAAAACUUUUUAUAUGAAUUAUUGUAUUUUGGAUUUAAUCAUAUGGAUUCAUUUGAUGAAGAUUUUGUCGUAAAUUUAUUGUUAUCUCCUGUAGAAACCAGAUUUUUUUCUUCUCGUACUUGGAUGAUUUAUUGUUUUGUAAAUUUCUUAUUAUAUGGUAAAAGCGAGGAAAAUCAGCUUGAAAGAUUUAAAAAAAUUGCACCAGCAUUCGACAAAGUAUUUCAGAAUUGGUAUAAAUUAAGUUCAUCCAAGGAAAAUUUCGAAUCAUUCUUACUUACUGCUACUCGCCAUUUGGUAACAGAUUAUGGUAAAGUAAUACCAUUACCUACUAAUCUGUUCGCAGAAAUAGAAUCUAAAAUGGUAAAUGGUUUGUCAGUGUUAGAAAACUAUAAAAUGCUUACCAGCUGGAGGCUAAUAACAGCUUAUGUUAAAAUAAUAAAACUAAAUAAACAAAGUCUUGAAGAGGAAAACGUAGGUCAUUACAAUGAUUGGGAUAUCUCUCUUUUAUUCAGUCCUAUUAUAUUACAAUAUUUAAAGGAGGACACAGAUAAAUAUGGUCCAAUGAUACAUCAUUUGUUUGCGGCCGCGCUAGACGAAAUGUUUAAAAUGUUGUUUAUACGUGAAAGUGUAAUAGCGGAGACCUUGAGACACGUGUUGAUUGAUGAUGACUUCCUUCCUGCAUAUUUGGUUGUAUCUAAAAUUAUGCCGAAACUUCCUUCUGAUGAAACAAAAUGUGCACGUUCAGAAAUAUUUCAGAAAAUUAAAUCAAAUGAAUCGAUAUCAGUACAUGUACAAUUUAACAACGAUUUUCGUGAGUACGUGGAAGAUUAAAGUGUUUUUAGAGUACAUUACUGCUUCAGUCGAUUCAAUUUCAAUUAAAAUUCUUUAAAAUAGAGUUUUAAUGUACCUGUAUUUAUAAAAUCACUUGUAUUGAAUUCAUGUUUUUUUUUGUCUUGUAGUAUUUUUACAGGCCUCAAAGUCCGAAAUCAAAUCAAAGAAUUAUUAAAAAACGUGUGUUGGAUUUUAUUAAGUAAUUAUAUUGAACCAAGUCAAUCUGUAACGAUUUUACACAUUUUUACAACGCUUUUAUUGGCACAAAGCGUCUAUUAAAGUGAGCUGGUCGUAUUAUAUGUAGUUCAUUUUUCACUGUUAACUAAAUAUUUUACAAUGUUGGCCUGAAAAUUACAUAAUUAUUUUUACUCUAUCUAGUAGUGAGUGAGCUACUUUUUACUUUAAAGUAAAAAAAUAUAACCUAAAACUCAUACCGCCUCGUAGAUUUCGCUUCGACUCCUGGGUUAGGUAAAGUAUUAUUGGAUUGUUUAAAAUUAUAGAUUUUAAUGUUAUUAGUUUACGAAAUCUUGACACGUUCCCUAUAAGAUUUGACUCGAAACAAAUGUUUUGGGUACAUUUGAUAAGAGUUGGUGAAAGUAACCUACACAUCAUAAUUAUUAGAUAUGUUUGUACAUUCCUGUCAACCGCUUUAGGGAAUAAGAGGCGUAAUGUUAUUUAUGUAUGUGUAAGAUAAAACAUUACGUUUACAGCUGACCAUCAUGUCGCCGUUAACACUUGAAAGAGACACACUCGGCGAGAAGCGCCGACAUUUUAACAAACUUGUCGCAGACGCAGUCGCUAGCAAUCAUUAUGAACUAACGCCGACUAGUGACACAGACAGCGACAUAGACAACCUUCUGAAAAUAGAAAUCGCGUGUAAAACCAGAAAUGUAGACUACGUCAUCGAAGUAAUGAAAUCCAAAGACAUGCUGUAUGCGGCGACAGCUAUUAAAAAGUCCACGUGGCUAAUCACCGACCCGCAGUACGCAAACAUCAUCAACCCUGAGUACCUACACACACAACUAAAACCUUACAUGACCACCAAAGCAUUUAACAAACUCUUGCUUCACAUCAGACUCAAUCUGAAAGAUGAAACUCGAGUCGAAGCCUUUUAUGACCACUGUAAUGAAUUUAGAAGCAAAGAAAAAUGGCUGCAGAACUGUUCAGUGCCGUUUAUUGAAAAUGCUAUAAGUUGUUAUGUAUCACUAUGGUUUUUCAGACGUCUAUGCAAAAAGUCUACUCAUUUUCUCACAUGCACAUCGUUUGUUGACGGCAAAAGAAGAAAACGAGGUGCUGUAUAUCUGACGAUGUUAAAAUCAAGAACUAGAGACAUAUUGAACAUUAUAGAAGAUAAAAAUUCAAAACUCUUUGUAACUGAAAUGGGAAAAAAGAGAACAGAAUUCCUUAUGAAAACAUGUCCACUAAGGAUUUUAGAAAAUAUUUAUAUGUACCGCUGUACGAUUGAUAUGUCGAUAGUAGCUAGAUAUAUGAACAAAAA
Messenger RNA from Spodoptera litura, 5195 nucleotides. RefSeq lists its product as uncharacterized. Lineage: Eukaryota; Metazoa; Arthropoda; Insecta; Lepidoptera; Noctuidae. The record is from RefSeq and is a predicted model, not a curated record.